AUGAUGGAAGAAAGCAAGCAAAUUAUAGAAGAAUUUGUUUUCCUCACGUAAUCUCUGCGGUUUUGGAAAGCACUGAAGCACGAUUUUCUGCAGUGAAACUCCUUGAUUCAGCUGCAAGUGGUACUUUAUCUCGUCUAACAUUUGCAGUGCCUGUCACCUCAGCUAAUUGCGAAUUCAUUAUUCAAGAGAUCGUGUGUAUUGUUUCGUGUUGAUCCGAAGAUAUUGGCGCGAGAUUUAUCGUACAUGAUUUUUAUUAUGGCUUGAUCAAUGCCGUCAUCAAGCGAAAGAGGUGAAAUAUCGGCAAUUUCCUUGACCUUGGACAAGUUAUUUUUCUCCCUGAUGCACGUGUUUUAUGGUAUACAUGAACUGAUUCCGUCAGAAAAUGGCUGAGAUCAGGAGUUUAGCUUCUGCAAGGACUGAAGAUGAUGUUUCCUUAGAAGAGGUGAAGCCUCAGAUCACUGUGGACAAUGAAGAAUUCAGAAAGGUUUUCGAAAGGCCAUUCGCUGCUCCGCUUCCAUCUGAGUCAGCACCUCAAUCAUUGCAAGUUCCCACUUCUCAUUAUGACUACAAUUUCGACGAGAAAGAUUACAAAUCUCGUCGUGUAUCCUCCACCAGAUACCAUGCACCGUUACAAAGACUUCAUUCCCGUGUCAGAAAUCUGGAUAAACUGGAGAAAACAGAUAGAGGAUCUUCAGAGCACAAGAGAAAAUCUCGAGAAGGUAUUCGUGUCCUUCCUAAAAUCAAAGAGGAUCAGGUGUCACUUGGAGUUGAAGAUGACAAAGAAAAUGAAAAAGUUUUGAAACCUGUCCAUGAAAGCAAACAUCAUCAUCGACACCAUGGGCGACACCAUAAAGACCACAAAGAGCGUAAAGGACAUAAGGAUAUGAAAGAUGCUGGCGAAAAGAAACCUCAUCAUCAUCAUCACCAUCGUCAUCAUCAUCACCAUCCACGCCCUGUCUUGCAUCAUCACAGAACCAUAUCAGAGAGGGAGCAAUUGGAAUCCAGGCUGCGCUCAGGAACAUUGACGCUUAAAGAGAUUGAGCCAAUCCAGGAACGUUUAGCAACUGAAAAAGAUGAAGCAAGCUUUCUGGCCAAAAGAGAUUUGGAAGAAAUGGCAUGGCAUCGUUUUGAGGACCUAAGAGGCCUCAGAAGGAGGCGCCCUCAUCUUCCACGGCAUAAAUCUGGCAUGUCAACUCACUUCAGCAGCACAGACAUCAGCAAAAGUUUGCAGAAAUUUCCCGUAAAGUAUGACCACAGUCCUCAUGAGGCAUUUAUUGAGUUAGAGCAAUUGACAAAGCAUGGCGAGGAGAUGGAAUGGAAGGAGACGGCCCGGUGGAUAAAAUUUGAAGAGAAUGUUGAAGAUUCAAACCGUUGGGGAAAGCCGCAUGUGGCCUCGCUCACCUUCCAUAGUCUACUUGAACUGCGCAAAGGUCUAGAGAAAGGUACUGUAUUGCUGGACUUAGAGAAAUUUGAUCUGCCAAGUAUUGCUGAAGCAGUAGUAGAAAACAUGGUGAUUACAGACCAGAUAAGUCAGACAGACAGUAAUAAAGUCCUGGCAGCAUUGCUUUUACGGCAUAGACAUCAGUAUCAGAUGUCUCCUCCUAUUGCCCGACGGCCAUCAUCAUAUAAUCUUUUGGCUUUGGCAAGGAAGGACUCCAAACACCCAAUAGAAGAUUCUGAAAAUAAAGUGUUAGAACCUGAAGAAGGUGAAACGUUGGGUGAUGGAGCUAUCCGGCUAAAGAUUGAUGAAAGUGACAGUGAUUUUCCUGGGCAAGAAAUCAGUCCGUUAUCACUGAGUGGUGAUGAAAAACAAGAUCAGAAGGCAGAAGUGUCCUUUGCACCAGAACCUGCUGUGGUAGAAGGAGGUUCUGGAAAACAAGAAUCAGAUGUCAAGUCAAGAAUUCCUGAAGGAGCAGAGGCUACUACUGUCCUUGUAGGAACACUCGAUGAACUCCAAUAUCCAGUUGUAGCAUUUGUUCGUCUCGCCAAAGGGUGCCCCUUGAAUAUCACAGAAGUGUCCAUUCCUGUCAGGUUCAUGUUUGUGUUGUUGGGUCCAAGCUCGGAGGAAGAGUCUUACUACGAAAUUGGUCGGUCCGUGGCCACCCUAAUGUCAGAUCAGGCAUUUCAUGACAUUGCAUAUCGCGCAGAUUCUCGGGAAGACCUCCUGUCAGCUAUCAAUUGUUUCUUGGAUGACACGGUUGUAUUGCCGCCUGGAGAGUGGGAUCGUAACGUGUUGCUUCCAAUCCUCAUUGCUCAAAGCAGAGCUAUGGCACGAAGAAGAAAGAUGGCUAAAGCUGCUCUCGCUGCAGUUGCUGAGGAACAAGAAAUAGACCCAUUGGAAAGAACAGGUUCAUUCUGUGGUGGCCUUGUGGAAGACAUCAAAAGACGAGCUAAAGUUUACCUCAGUGACUUCAAAGAUGGACUUAAUUUGCAGUGUCUCCUAACGUCGAUAUUCCUUUAUUUUUCUGUCUUUGCUCCCAAUGUUGCGUUCGGUAGUCUUUUGGACAAGAAAACUGAUGGAUGGCUUGGUGUGUCAGAAGUAAUUCUAGCUACUUGCAUGUGUGGAAUUUUGUUUGGUCUUCUUGCGGGACAGCCACUGAUUAUUAUUGGCGCUACAGGGCCUGUGUUGGUUUUUGAGCAGACUAUUUAUGAGUUCUGUAAUGUUUACAACGUGGAAUUUCUUCCAUGGCGCUGUUGGAUUGGCUUCUGGGUCAUGAUGAUCCUGUUUGGGGUGGUUGCUUUAGAAGGCUGUUUUCUUGUACGAUAUUUCACCAGGUUUACAGAAGAAAUCUUCGCUUGUCUGAUCUCUGCUAUCUUCGUCUAUGAGGCCAUACACUUUUUAGAAGUGGUUUUCAAGAAAAAUCCUUUGCAGAAAACGUACACAGAAUCACCUAAAUCUCCUGAAUAUGAAGUGAAGGGGCAACCAAACACUGCUCUUCUUUCCACCAUCAUGGUUCUGGGAACAUUCUUCGUUGCCUUUUACCUGCGGAAGUUCAGAACAAGCUACUUUUUUGGGAAAAAGGCCAGAAGACUUGUAAGCGACUUUGGCAUAGUCAUAGCCAUGGCUUGUAUGUUACUCGUGGAUGUCUUUCUUUACGAUAAAGUCGUCACGCAGAAGAUUACCAUUGGUGAUCCUACGAAAAGAGGUUUUUUACCAACAAGAUACACAGAGAGAGGCUGGUUUAUUAACCCUGGAGGGAUGAAAAGACCCAUGGAACCUGGCUGGAUUUUUGCGGCCAUAAUUCCAGCCUUGUUCGUGGGAAUCUUGCUGUUUAUGGAAACUGAACUGACGGGAGUGCUCUUGAACAAGAAAGAAAACAAACUUUUAAAGGGCGCCGGCUUUAAUUUGGACCUAAUCGUUAUGGGAUGUCUGUCGUUUGUUUGCUCCAUGAUGGGGCUGCCAUGGAUGUGCGCGGCGACUGUCCGGUCGGUGUCACACUUAAAUGCGCUGUCUAUCUGGAGUACGUCUCAAGCUCCUGGCGUUAAACCACAUCUGGUCGAGGUCAAAGAACAGAGGGUUACAAACAUUGCCAUACACGUGUUGACAGGGGUUUCCAUUCUACUUGCUCCAGCUCUUCAUCGUAUCCCCGUCGCAGUCAUGUUUGGUGUACUGUUCUAUCUUGGUGUUUGUUCCUUGUCUGGUAUUCAGCUCGUCGACAGAAUAAUUAUGAUGUUUAUGCCCCCAAAGUAUCACCCAGAUGUGCAAUAUGUUAGAAAGGUCAAAACCCGAAAGAUUCACUCGUACACAAUCAUCCAAGUCGUCUGCCUGAUUCUCCUCAUCGUGGUCAAGUUAAACGUCAUCGCUCCGUCAUUUCCAUUUUUCAUCAUAUGCUUGAUUCCUCUUCGCAAAGUUUUGACAAAGUUUUUUGAACAGAAUGAACUCGAAGAGCUUGACAAUGAAGAGCUACCUGACGAUGAUAGCGACCUGGACGAGUACGACAGCGUGUACAUGCCAGUGUAAAGGAUACGGACAUAUUUGGAGAAGAAGUGACCCUUGGAGAACACAGCAUUAUGGUGAUGGCAUAAUUUUGAUGAUGAUCUUCAUUGAUUCAAACCGUGAAAGGGGUGCUGUUACAUAUCAAUAGUUUCCUUGUAGCUCUUGUAUCAAUUUUUUUUUUGAGAUGCAGAGUGCAAAAAAGUGUUACACGCAAAGCACUGCAAAUUGAAUGUGACCCAACAUUCUCACGGUUGAGGCGAAAAGGGACUUCAUUCAUACAGGUUCUUGCAAGGAGUGCUCCGUGAGGGUCAAUCCUUUAAAAAACCCUUCCAGAAAUCUUGUAGGAGGACCCUCUUUAUGGGAAACCCUACUGAAAUAUCCGGAGGGACUUCAGAAGUGCCCCAACACGACCAUUUUUUAGAGGUGCCUCGGUCUUUCGUAACUAACUUUGUAUAAUUGUUCAGCUAGAGAUAGAGCGCCUUUCGAGUGAGUGUCGUAAAACCAAAACCAAACCAAACCAAUCAGAAGAAAGGAAUAUACCUUAAAGAGCCAAUGAGAACUCAAACUAAAAACUAACAAACUACCUUAAAGCGCGGGAAAACGCGGGUGAGCGAUAGUCGUGAUUGGCUUUUGCAUCUGAUUGGUUGAAAGAAUGGAGUGAGUUUUUUGGACCAAUCACACUGAGCAAAGGAAAGCAAAUGGAAAAAAGAUCCCGGAUUGCUUUCGACACUCAAUUGAAAACUGCUCUAAACUGUCUUGAAUUAUUGCUUUUUUACACAUCUUUAGUAUAGUUUUUUAACCCCGACAGUUCAUUUUUUCUAAUGGACUGGGUCAUUUUGGGAGAUCGAACUAGUAGCCACGCGAUCAAGAUCCAUAUUCUUUUACGAUGAAGUGCAUAAAAUGUGAGUGAAAGGUUGAAAUAGUCUUUCCAAUACUAUACAACGCCUCGAAAUUUUCAAAUAUUAUGCUUUAAAACUUUAGGUGUGAGAUUCACGCUCGACUUUUUGCUUUAGGCACGAGACGAAAUAAAGAUUACAAUUAUUUUGCAUAAAAUUGUAUCAAAGAGUGUAAAUUUGAGCAAAUUUAAUUUACGGAGAUGACAUAGUCUUGUAUAGAUAUUUAAUUUUUGAAAUAAGCCUGAAGUUUGCGAUUUUGGUGCAAAUGUAGUGGGGGGGGGGAAUGGCAAGAAAGACGGUUUCGGUCAUUAGUUAGCAAUUAGGCAAAACUCGCGGGGAGUCCUUUGAGAAGCUGAAUGGCAUCACUUAGACUUUCUUGACCUCUGUUUAUUAGAAAUGCGUAGCUACCAACACAAACUGAAACGACUAUCAUUUUGAAGGAUAUUAAGAAAUGAAGCUAUUAAAGUAAGAAAUCGUGCAAGUUUGAAAGGGGUUUCAUGUGCUAACCGUGACAAAAUUAUUACGAGUCUGACAUUCGUUGUAGCCGCUGAAUCGAUCGGUUAAUUUUUAGAGUCUUUUAAUCCAGAUUCAUCAAAUAAACGGCAUACAAAUAUGUUUCUGAAAGUAGAAUUACACAAUCGAAACUUGGAAACGCGAAGCAAAAUAAAGCAAAAUGAAAGUAUACAAAGCUCAAAUAAAUCGAAAUGUUGAACACUUACAAACAAUCUGAAGGUUCCUUCUCAAAAUAACUGAAAAAUGUUCGUCGAAAUCGACAGGAUGAAAACGAUUCACAUUCGCGAUCUUCAGAACAAAAUUCUUCAUACACAUGGCCGAACAAGAACACUCGCUCGGCCUGGUAACAACUAGAGAUGUGUUAUGUUAAAAUCAUGAAAUGUCCGUUUUUAACCAACAUUCGUAUCGCAUCAAUGUCAUGAAUAAUAUAUGACGUGAUUAUAAGUAAGUUACUCUAAUACUCCACAGAGUUACUCGCUGAACUGCAAUUAUUAUUUUCUUAUACUUAAUUAUAAUGUAUAAUUACAUAUUGUAAAUAGUGGUAAAAAAAUUGAUGGAUUUUUUGUGUAAAUGAAAAAAAAAAACAAUUAAAUUCAAAACGGACAAUCUUA
Molecule: messenger RNA, 5957 nt
Organism: Stylophora pistillata
Lineage: Eukaryota; Metazoa; Cnidaria; Anthozoa; Scleractinia; Pocilloporidae
Product: band 3 anion transport protein
Biological process (GO): monoatomic ion homeostasis; bicarbonate transport; monoatomic anion transport
Cellular component (GO): plasma membrane
Molecular function (GO): monoatomic anion transmembrane transporter activity; solute:inorganic anion antiporter activity
Source: RefSeq, a predicted model, not a curated record